This is a messenger RNA of Eurytemora carolleeae, 572 nucleotides long. RefSeq lists its product as uncharacterized. The coding region runs from base 66 to 572 and encodes 168 amino acids. The record is from RefSeq and is a predicted model, not a curated record. The transcript has 4 exons. NCBI's taxonomy places the organism in Eukaryota, Metazoa, Arthropoda, Copepoda, Calanoida, Temoridae.
UUCUUUCCGCCUAGUUUUAAACUUGUUUAGAUUAUAUCCGUCUGUCUCCGACAAGUCUGAUUAGUAUGUACUUGGAGAAGGUUGAGAGUGUUUACCUGGACCCGGAGAUAGAUCUAGAUAUAUUACAGACCAUGAGCCCUGAAACUGUACUGCGAGUAUCAGCUGUUAACGGAACUGAGUCACGUGUUCGAUUGCGCGGGUUUGCCGCGUCCAAUCUUCUAGUAGCUGCCGGCCAGUUGGCCAUCAACAAGGAUGAUGAGUUUGAGUAUGUGGUGUCGAGUAUGACGGGUAGGAUGGAGGAGAAAAGGAGGGAGGUCUCCUUGUCUCUCAUUGGCUGCUCCUGCCUUGUUGUGGUAGCAGCUGUAGCAGCAGUAUUUGCUGCUUCAAAACGAAAUCAGUAUAUCUUAAAGACUUUGGUAUAUUCUUCCCUGGACUCCUUGCGAAGGAGACGAAAAAGAGGAGAAGAAGGAGAAGGAGGAGAAGGAGGAAAGGUGGAAGCGCAGAAAGAGGGAGAUAUCAACUCCUUGAAAAGCGUGACGUCAGGGGCUUCCAAGACACCAAUAGGAAUAUAA